Molecule: messenger RNA, 639 nt
Organism: Brugia malayi
Lineage: Eukaryota; Metazoa; Nematoda; Chromadorea; Rhabditida; Onchocercidae
Gene: Bma-cal-5
Exons: 4
Coding region: 1-639 (212 amino acids)
Molecular function (GO): calcium ion binding
Source: RefSeq, a predicted model, not a curated record
AUGGGAUUGGUGGGCGUGGAAGGUGUUGCGAUAGUCGACCAUCUCAAACGCAUAGUCUUAAACAGAUCGACACAACUGGUAUUGUGCCCCUGGUGCUCGCUUGACGGACACGAGCUGCAGCAGUAUCACAGACAGUUCACACCUACACGUAUGGGCAUAUGUUGUUCCUCGAACUCCAGGUCCAGAAAUACUCAGCAGAAUGCAAGUAAUAGAGAGUUAAAAGAAGAAGAUUUGAGAGGAAUUUUCAAAGAAUUUGACUUGAAUGGUGAUGGAUACAUACAAAAAGAUGAAUUGAAUGCGGUGAUGGUAAAAAUGGGCCAAUGUCCAACAGAUGAUGAAUUGAAUGCAAUGUUUGAUGCCGCGGACAAAGACAAGGAUGGCAAUAUUGAUUUUGAUGAAUUUCUAUCGAUAGCUUAUGCAAAUCCGCUUUCAUUAUCUUUGAAAGCUGUCUUCGAUGAAUUAGAUGUAGAUGGUGAUGGAUGUAUUACUAGAUCUGAGUUACGAACUGCGUUCCAACGAAUGGGACAUAAACUUACUGACAGUGAUAUCAAGGCUAUUUACAAUCAAGUGGAUGUUAACAGAGAUGGAAAAAUUAAUUUCGAUGAAUUUUGUCAAAUGAUGACCAGAAAAAAAGGAUAA